AUUCGUGUAGGUUGAUUGAUGCCCGUUAAGGUUUACAUACCUUAGUCACGUGACUUGUCUAGAUAGGUGUGUCAAAACUUACAAUCCGUCUCUCGUACAACACGUAUAGACAGUCUAUCAAGGACUUUUACAGCAAUAAAAAUGGCGACAAUCAGCGGUACAUUCAAUUUUAAUGACGAGGAGGCAACACAAUGUGCCGAGACGCUGAAGAACGCUAUGGACGGCUUCGGUACUAAUGAGGAGGACAUAGUUCGAGUUCUAGUGGAGCACAACAAUGAUCAAAGACAAGAAAUCGCAAAGACUUACGAAUCUGCUUAUGGAGCGGUAUUGAUGGAAGACUUAAAGAGUGAGCUGUCUGGUGACCUUGAAGAUGUCAUUGUUGCCCUGAUGAUGCCUCCCAGAGAAUACGAUGCUUACAUGAUCCAUGAGGCUAUAUGUGGUGCUGGUACAGAUGAAAACACCUUGAUUGGAAUACUGUGUACAAGAAAUAAUGAACAGAUAGAAAAGAUAAAGGAAAUCUACAAAGAAAAAUAUGAGUCCGACAUGACAGAAGAUAUAAAGGAUGACACAAGUGGAUAUUUUCAACGCUUAAUGAGAUCCCUUUGCCUAGGUGGACGCCAGGAGAGUGAUCCUGAUGAUGAUGCUGUUGAAACUGAUGCGGAAAACCUUGUUCAAGCUGGUGUGGGAUCCUGGGGUACUGAUGAAAGUGAAUUCAACAAGGUGCUUUGUUUACGAAGCUAUGAUCACCUGAAAAAGGUGAUUAAAAGAUACGAAGAGAAAAGAGAUGGAACUUCACUUGAUGAAGACAUAGAUAGUGAAAUGAGCUCCGAUGUUCAGGAGGCAUUCCAUGCUAUAAUAAAAGUAACCAGAGACAAGGAAGGCUAUUUUGCUGAAAGACUUUACAAAGCAAUGAAAGGUUUGGGUACUGAUGACAAGGAACUCAUUCGAUGUAUCUGUUCCCAGGCUGAGGACAGUUUGAAAUGGAUCAUGGUGCGAUACCAAGAACUUUAUGAGACCGACCUCUUUGAUGCUGUGAAAGAUGAAUGUGGCGGGUAUUACAAAAGUGUACUUCUUUCUCUUCUGAGAGGAAGCUUUGUCUCCAAAGAUGAAUAACUGAUUUAUAAUCAUUUAAUUGGUGAUUUCUAACUGUAUGUAAGAAUAUCAUCAUUUCAGUAGAAGUACACAAGAGAAGAAAUAAGUCGCAAUGUCCAGUUACCAAAUUACGUGACAGCUUUAUGGAAUGAAAUGUCUAUCAUUUCCUACAGUUUAUAUAAAAUACGCUUUUUUACUUAUUUUUCAAAAUAAUACUUUUCCAGAUAUAUGACAAAUUUGGUAUGAUACAUAUUGAAAUUUGAUUGGCCAUAUAUUACAUGAAUUUCUUUUAUAAUAGUGAACAAUAAAAAUUGAAAUAUAAAUACAUUAUAAUGACCUUAAAGAGCUGUGAUACAUGCAAAAUUACCGGUAGCAACAUAAUCAUAUGCCUUUAUUUCAUAUAUUGAUAGAUCUACAUGCUUUAAAAUGAUUAAUAUAGUCUAGACCUACAAUACAAAUAUGUAUACAUGUAUUUGAAAAGUCAUUGUCUUAAUAUAAAUGUCAUUGUCUAAAUUUAUGAUUAUUUCUUAGUUUAAUCCAAGAAAAUACAUAAAAUCCUUAAUUGAUCUGAACUACAAUAAAUUCUGAUUCAAACAUUUCUUUCAAGGACAAAAGGCUUUAAGCAGUAUAAAUUAUGUAAAAACAACAACUUAUCAAGCUUUGUAAAAUGCACACUAUAUAUUGAUUCCUUAUAAAAGAUAGUUAAAUAUAUUCAAUGCCACUUUUGUCUAGGUUUAGUUUGCAUAUUUAUAAUAUUUUUUCUCACUUAUUUUGUAGAUGUAUCUCUGAUUUUGUGUAUUAUCUCCAAGUACCAUGUAGUUAAUGAACAAAAAAACAACAAAAUCACCCAUGUAAAAUCAAGCAUGAAGUGAAAUGUAUUAAACUGAAAAAUGUUUUUUUUUUAAAUUUCAGAACAGAAUAUUUUCUUGUAUAAAUAUUGUAUAAUAUUGUGUAAAACAUCAAAAAUUCUUUUGAUUUAUCACAAAAGGGCAUUACUUUUAUCAAUAUUAUCCACUGUUAAUUUGAAUAAUAACAAUCAUAUAAAAUGCAAUAAAAUUUAUGCCCAAUAUUGAUAUCUAUUCAAUGCUGGAAAGAAGAAAGUUGAUUUUUUUGCCUUUUUUUCAAUGAAUGCAAUAGAACAUAUUAAAAACUUAAAAAACCUCAA
This is a messenger RNA of Ruditapes philippinarum (Manila clam), 2257 nucleotides long. RefSeq names its product annexin A4-like. Lineage: Eukaryota; Metazoa; Mollusca; Bivalvia; Venerida; Veneridae. The transcript has 9 exons. The record is from RefSeq and is a predicted model, not a curated record. The coding region runs from base 142 to 1113 and encodes 323 amino acids. Gene Ontology annotation, cellular component: cytoplasm. Gene Ontology annotation, molecular function: calcium ion binding; calcium-dependent phospholipid binding.